CUGCCCUCCUCUUCCUCAAUUCCCACCUCACCCUGCUGCUCUGCACUAAAAACCCUACUUGCGAUCAGCCCUCGCCAGAGCUCACCGCCCCCUCGGAAGCCUAGGCUCGCGAUGCCGCCCGCGGCCUCCGCCUCCGCCAUCGUCGCCGAGACGGCGAGCGGGUACCACCACCUCAAGAUCCGCGGCUACUCAAGCCUCAAGGCCAUCCCCAGCGGCCAGCACCUCACUUCCGGCCCUUUCACCGUCGGAGGCCAUCGCUGGAGGAUCCUCUACUACCCCAACGGCGACCGGGCGGAGAGCGCGGGCCACGUCUCCGUCUUCCUCUUCCUGGACGAGAAUGUGGCCAAGGAAGUGAGGGCGCGGUUCCAGUUUGGUUUCAAGGCGGAGAAGCGAGGGCUCUUCUUCCUCAAGAAGGGCAAGCCGGCGGCGGGGACUUCAACAGAUGCACAAACCUUCGCGAGCCAUGGCUCUUGGGGGUACACAAAGUUCGUGCACUGGAGCGCGUUGGAGAAAUCGAAGCAUCUCAAGCGCGAUUCUUUCACCAUCAGGUGCGACAUCUCCGUCGUCCAGAGGGUCCGGAUUCAGGGGACUAUCCAGGAAGCAGCUCUGAAGUUCGUCAACGUGCCCCCUUCCGACCUGAACCAGCACCUCAGCGGCCUCCUCAUCACCAGGAGGGGCGCGGACGUCGUGUUCGAGGCUGGCGGCGAGACGUUCGCGGCGCACCGCUGCGUGCUCGCGGCCCGAUCGCCGGUGUUCAGCGCGGAGCUCUUUGGCUCAAUGAUGGAGGGUAGCAGCACUGGCACCAACGAUCUGGUCCGCAUACAUGGCAUGGAGGCGCAGGUGUUCAAGGCCCUGCUCUGCUUCGUGUACACCGACUCGCUGCCGGAGAUGGGAAAAGAAGAGGAAGACGCCAUGUGCCAGCAUCUGCUUGUCGCGGCGGACACAUAUAACAUGGAGAGGAUGAAGUUGAUCUGCGAAGACAAGCUGUGCAAGUACAUCAAUGUAGGCACGGUGGUGAACAUCCUGUCGUUGGCUGAACUGCACCACUGCCCUGGGCUGAAGAGUGCAUGCAUCCAUUUCCUCAGCUCUCCGGCAAAUCUGAGGGCAGCCAUGGCCAGCGACGGCUUCGAGCAUCUAAGCGCAACCUGCCCCUCUGUUGUGAAGGAGCUGAUCGCCAUAUCUUCCGCGCCUUAGUUCAGUUAUGCUCAUUGUGCUGGCAAAGUCAGGUUGUUUCCUUGUUGCCUGUACUUACUGCAUCACUUAUUUCUCUUGGUCUAUCCAUCUAUCCCAACUUACUACAAGGAGCUGAAAAGCACAUUAUGGAGUACCGUGAACAGGUUAAUGUGCUGAUUAAAUCUGUAUUAGUCCGGCAAGUUCUAUAGUUAUCUUCUCUUGCUUAAGAACUUGUAUUGAAAAGGAGCUUUGUUGGUUGGUAACUGUUUCUU
This is a messenger RNA of Hordeum vulgare subsp. vulgare (domesticated barley), 1445 nucleotides long. Its product is annotated as BTB/POZ and MATH domain-containing protein 1-like. The transcript has a single exon. Gene Ontology annotation, biological process: protein ubiquitination. NCBI's taxonomy places the organism in Eukaryota, Viridiplantae, Streptophyta, Magnoliopsida, Poales, Poaceae. Gene Ontology annotation, molecular function: protein binding. The record is from RefSeq and is a predicted model, not a curated record. The coding region runs from base 112 to 1194 and encodes 360 amino acids.